GUCAGCAAUGUUGUGGCAUGAAAAACACUUUAACUGAAAACCGAGUGCACUACAACAGUAUAMCAUCACCGUGUCAACUUUACAGUGCAAGCAGUGACCUUUCUAGCGCCAACGUCAACGUUAACGCCACCGCCACCCAACCCAGCAUAUGUCAGGUGCAUGACAUGUGCAMAAAUAAACCGCUAACAUUAAAAACAACAACAAUAUCAAAAAAGUAACAAUGAAUAAUACAAAAUGGAAUAGCACACGCUAUCACUCACCCAGCCAGCAGGAGGCGACUAUGCGGCGCAGUCUCGAGGAGAUCUCCAAGGAUAUCAAAGAUAUUGAAAAUGUCAUUACCGCCACAGAAAUAGCUGUGCGUAAUGCMAAUAAAGCCGAGCCGCCGCUAAAGCGACGUCGCAGCAAAGCGCUGCCGAAUAAGGAGAAUAAAACACCGAGUCCGACCGAGCGCCAGACGCAUAGCAGCACGCAAAAGUCAUCGCCGGUCACUUUCAAAGUGCACUCCUUCAAGCGGCAACGYCAAAAGAUGCGCAGUCCACGUCUGACCAAUUCGAAACUUUACUUUCGCAAUGGACGUAUCGGUUGUUUGGAGGCCGAUCCGCACGGUUCCAAUGUACAGAGCACACACGCUUUGGUCAAAGAUAUUUUGAAGUAUGUGCAUGAGAAACCGCUGGUGAGUCCRGAGAGCGUGCGGCGUGUAUUGGAUGGCACAAAGACGCCGACGCCACACUCUUCAACGACAACAACAACGACGCCAACAACACCGACCACAGUCGAAACGGAUGCGGCUACUGUUGGUCAGGCGUCGGAGCAGGCUUGUGAAGCGGUGGUUUUGCUGCCUGGUGCAGUGCCCGUUGAGAAUGAUGAUGAUGUUGUUGUUUGUGGUUUGAAUGGUUGCUCUAGCGGCGGCAGCAAUAACGUCAAUAUGCCUGACAGYAGCAGUCAUCGGCGUGGACCAAGUGUGGGCUCUUCAAUGACAGAGAAUACGACCUCGCAGUCGCAAGCGCUGGUCGAUGACGAUGAGCAGGAUGUGCAAAUUUGUUAUGACGAACUGCCGGAUAUAUUGAAUGAUGAGCAGAACUUCGGUCCGGAGUUGGUGAAGAGUGAUUUCGCUGCGGUGGAGCCGGAGACGGAAACCGCUACUGAUAGGCGUUUUAGCGCGACGAGUCUCAACGAGGACGUGCGUGAUCAGGUGCGCCAUCUGGUACGUCGCUUUACCGCACGCGCCAAUAAAGUAAAGUCACACAUUGAGUUGCCACCCACACCGUCGAGCAGCAACAGCGCCCAUGCCAGCACCAGCAGCAGCACCGGUGGUUCAGCUUCACCUGUACGCUCACUCCCAGCCGCUUUGAAAUCGCUAAGUACAACACGCGAGAAUUCGCCCUUCAAAACUAAACUGAAAGACGCCGCCAAAUCACUGAAUCGUGGACGUCUCUUCGAAGCCGACACAUCGCGUUCGAAUGUCUGGAUCUGUUCGAGUUUGUGCGGCAGCAAUAAUGAGGAGAAGACGCUUGAUCCGCAGGGUAAAAUCUACAUAUCGUGGUUGUGUGUUGUUUCAAUAUCGUUCCUCUAUAAUGCUUGGGUUAUACCCUUGCGUUCCACAUUUCCAUUUCAAACACCGGAAAAUACGAACACUUGGUUGAUUUGUGAUUUCUGUGCGGACAUUAUUUAUUUGUUGGAUGUGAUAUUCUUYAAGCAUCGUAUCAUGUAUCUAUUCGAAGGAUUUUGGGUGAAGAAUAAGAAUUUGACACGCAAGAAUUACAUGAGGAAACUGCAAUUUAAGUUGGACCUGCUCGCCCUACUGCCGCUGGAGCUUUUCUACUUAAAAUAUGGCACUGGCGCUGUUUAUCUGCGUUUUCCACGCCUAUUCAAAAUACAAAGCUUCUGGGAGGUUUUCAAGUUGUUGGACCGUGUUAUAUCUUCRCCACAUUUCGUGCGAGUAGCUAAGACCCUAACCUAUAUGUUGUAUAUGAUCCACUUAACCGCCUGCGCAUACUAUGCCUACAGUGACUAUCAAGGCUUAGGCGUGAACCGUUGGGUCUUCAGCGGCAAAGGCCAUCCCUAUGUUCGUUGCUUUGCCUUCGCGACUAAAACAGCGACAUCUAUAGGUAAAAAUCCAAAACCCGAACGCGAAGGCGAAUAUGUUUUCAUGACCGCCGCAUGGUUGAUGGGUGUCUUUGUAUUUGCAUUGCUGAUCGGUCAGAUACGCGAUAUAAUUUCCACCGCGACGCGCAAUAAAAAUGAAUAUCGGCAAUUGGAAGAUGAGACCUUGGAGUAUAUGCGACGGCUGAAUUUACCGAGUGAGGUGCAGGGACGCGUAAAAAUGUGGUUUAAGUUCACGUGGGAGCAACAACGUACUUUAGAUGAAGCCAACAUUUUGGACUCAUUGCCGAUCAAUUUGAAGACGGACAUCGCUAUCGCCGUGCACAUACAGACACUCUCAAAAGUACAACUUUUUGCCGACUGCGAGGAGGCGCUGCUACGUGAUUUGGUCUUAAAAUUGCGCGCGGUAACUUUUCUGCCCGGUGACAAUGUGUGUCGCAAAGGCGAAGUGGGACGCGAAAUGUACAUUAUCAAACUCGGACAAGUGCAAGUGAUGGGCGGUCCAAAUAGUGACAUUGUCUUGGCUACACUCUCCGAGGGUUCGGUCUUCGGCGAGAUCAGCUUAUUGGGUAUAAAUGGCGCUGAUCGGCGCACAGCCGAUGUACGCUCCAAAGGCUAUGCCAAUCUCUUCGUACUCUCCAAAUCCGAUCUGAACGAAGUGAUCGCCUACUAUCCCAACGCACAAGCGAUGCUGAAGAAACGCGCACGCGCGCUAAUGCGUAAGAAUGCGGCACGCGAACGUGAAGAGGAACGUGCCAAAAGCGCGCUGAAAGCCGAUGUGGUGAUUAGUAAUCCGAAAACACCGGAAACGCCACCGAAACUCUUGAAGACUGUCAUACAGGCAUUGCCUUAUGAGUCGCCCGCCGUCAUGCUGAUCACGCGCGGCUCCAAACGCAUGCGCAAGAAGAGCAGACCCAAUGUGCUGGCCAGCAUCGAGGAUGAAGAGAAUGUGGCACCCGCAAAUGAGCAGCGUGCGGGUUUGUUGGGCGCCAUAGCUGCUGCGACGGCCGGUAGGCGUGCCAACUCGCCCGAUUUGUUGUCAUCCAUACAAGAUGAGCURAAAACCAAACAUAGCUUCAUCAACUUAACUGAUUCACAAAAAGCAUUAAUCAUAUCGAAAUCCAAUAGUAGUUUAAUGGAGCUGCCACAGCAGCCGAGCCGCGUAGAGCAGCUGCCACUGCGUAACAAAGGAACCGUUUAAGCGUGCCMUCUAGCGACGAGUAUCUAUUAUGUAUGCGACGAGCUUUAUAAAUAUGCAUGAAUUAACCAUGAAAAAGUCUUACUAAAACAAAAACAAAAAAAAAACUUGUUAAAAACGAACAAGAAUGCAAUAAAUUGUGAAAUUUUAUUAUUGUGACAAUUGAUGUGCUGAAAUCGCGGUGCUUAACAACCCACUUAUAUAUGCAAU
This is a messenger RNA of Bactrocera latifrons, 3511 nucleotides long. It is a transcript of the gene CngB, whose product is annotated as cyclic nucleotide-gated cation channel beta-3. Gene Ontology annotation, molecular function: intracellularly cAMP-activated cation channel activity; protein-containing complex binding; cGMP binding. The record is from RefSeq and is a predicted model, not a curated record. Gene Ontology annotation, biological process: monoatomic cation transmembrane transport. The coding region runs from base 221 to 3304 and encodes 1027 amino acids. Gene Ontology annotation, cellular component: plasma membrane; intracellular cyclic nucleotide activated cation channel complex. NCBI's taxonomy places the organism in Eukaryota, Metazoa, Arthropoda, Insecta, Diptera, Tephritidae. The transcript is spliced from 7 exons.